This is a messenger RNA of Cuscuta epithymum, 2989 nucleotides long. Lineage: Eukaryota; Viridiplantae; Streptophyta; Magnoliopsida; Solanales; Convolvulaceae. The record is from the annotation of a GenBank genome assembly.
GCGACCCCUACGAGUAGGUAUGGGUGGGUAUGAAGGGUUGUGGUGGAGUAUGGGUAGUAAGAUCGUGGUACGGGUAAAGGUAGGGGUCAAGGGUGUGGAAUUGGAGAACUAUGUGAAAAAAUUGAUGAACAUGUUUUCAAAUUUGAAAAUGGAAAACUAAAAAAUAGAAACAGAAAAUUGGAGAUAGAAAAACUGAAAAAUAAAAACAGAAAAUUGGAGAAUGAAAAACAGAAGUAGAAAACAAGAAAAUAUCUCUGUUAGUAAACAGGCCCUAAGCUUUUUUUAGGUGCAAAUAACAUUAACUUGAAAACAUUUCAUAAUUGCAGUAUAUGUUGAUGACUUAAACAUUAUUGGAACUCUCGAUGAAAUUGAAAAUACUGUAAAUUAUCUUAUGAAAGAAUUUGAAAUGAAAGAUCUCGGGAGAACCAAAUUUUGUCUCGGACUUCAAAUUGAUCAUUUGAAGAAUGGAAUUUUCAUCCACCAAUCCAAUUACACCGAGAAAGUGUUGAAGAGAUUCUAUAUGGACAAAGCUCAUCCUUUGACUUCACCAAUGGUCAUUCGAUCUCUCAACAUACACGAUGGUCCAUUCCGUCCCCGAGAAGACGACGAAGAAAUACUCGGUCCUGAAGUACCAUAUCUGAGUGCUAUCGGAGCUCUAAUGUAUUUAGCCAAUAAUACUAGACCAGAUAUCGCAUUUUCUGUAAAUUUAUUAGCUAGGUACAGCUCAUGUCCAACAAGGCAUCAUUGGAACGUGAUCAAGCACAUAUUCUGUUAUCUCCGUGGUAUAACUGAUCUCGGCCUAUUCUACCACAAAGAUGAAAAGGCCGCUUUAAUCGGAUAUGCAGACGCUGGAUAUUUAUCUGAUCCUCAAAAGGCGAAAUCACAAACCGGGUACGUAUUUACUUAUGGUAACACCGCAAUCUCGUGGAGAUCUAUGAAACAGACGUUGACAGCGGAAGAGAAUGUGUGUGGCUGAGAUCAAUGAUUCAACACAUCCAAAAUGAAUGCGGUAUGAAGCCUAUUACUCUUUACCCUACUGUGAUCUACGAAGUAACACUGCGUGCAUAGCUCAAAUUAAAGAAGGCUACAUCAAAGGAGAUAGAACGAAGCACAUCUCACCAAAAUUCUUCUGUACUCACGACCUUGAGAAAGAAGGAACAAUCAACAUUCAACAAAUCCAAUCUAGCGAAAAUCCAGCUGAUCUUUUCACCAAAUCAUUACCCCCGAAGAAGUUCACAGAACUUGUACAGAAAAUCGGCAUGCGCCGUCUUCAAAAUUUAUGUUAAUUUCAGGGGGAGUAUUUGAAUGCACUGCACUCUUUUUCCUUCAUCAGGUUUUUAUCCCACUGGGUUUUUCCUGAUAAGGUUUUUAACGAGACAGUACAUCCAAAUACAAUGACAUUAUAUGUCGUAAUUUUUACCCCUUAAUUUUCACACUCAUUUUCACAAUAAGAUAACAAAUACAUAUUCAUCAAGGAUGAACAUUCAAGGGGAGUGUUGUAAAACCAUCAAAUUGACAAGUGUGAAUUAUUCAUCCUUGUCACUAGGACACCAAGAUGUUCCUGAUCCUUGUAACCUAGUUAGAAUAGGUGGCUCAAUUUGUUAUUGCCACCAAAUCUGUAGACUCAUCAUUUAGGUGACUAAUCAUCAAGCUCAAACACUAUAAAUAGGAGCUUGAUGAAGUCUUGUAAAUUAAUUCAGAAACUCAAAAAUUUCAGAGAUUAAGAAGAAGUUAUUUAGAGCUUAUUUAUAAUGUAUCUAUUGUGAGAAUAAAUAUGGAAACCUAAUUAAUGGUAUUAAUUACACUAUUAUCUAUCUCUUUAAUCUGUUCUUGAUCUUCUUCAUUAUAUUUUGUUAAAAAAAAAAAUUGAACAAAAUAGUGACGCUCGUUAAAAUGUGAUACCCCCACAAACAGGCAACAGCACGUGGAAAAAGCAAAUGGAGGAAUUCUGGAAAGUCAUUACUCUCUCCUCGCCUUUCCCCCCUCCCCCAGCAAACGCCGUCGGCUUCCGUACUACAACCCUCCAGGAAUUUCUACCUCUCUCGACGGAGUACGGCGGUGGGGCCAGUAAUUGUCAUCCGGCGACUGACCUGUUCGUGACCAGUAACGCCCCGGCGUUUGUUUCGUCAGAUGCCGUCAACUGUGCUGCAAUUCCUCCUCCUCCUCUUCCCAGUCGUCGGCUUCAUCCCGUCUCAAGAAAACGAGGAGGAGCUGGAAGCGACGCCGACCGCCGCUACGAACAACGGCUGAUUAAGAAUAGAGAGUCUGCCGAACGUUCUCGUGCCAAAAAACAGGUCAAACUCCUUUUUUUAGCUUCUUGAGAUUGAGUAAGAAAUCCCUCUUCUUUUUUUUUUUUAGUUUUAUGUGCAUCCGUAAUAGAUUUACAAUAUUGCAUUGGAUGUAGAUCCCCGAUUCUGCUAGCUAAUAAAGAAUAAUGGAAGUGGUAUGCAACUUUUUCCCCAAAAAAAGUAUACUGAUUUGCUCGCUACCAUUUAUGAGGCUUACCGAGAGGAGCUGGAGAUAAAGGUGGAACAUCUGAAGAAAGAGAACGCGGAGCUCAAAAGACAGAAGCAGCUGAAUGUUGUUAGGGUUCCCCCGGUUGUGCCGCCCCAAAAGAAGAAGCUCUCCAGAAGUUUGACACUUUGACAGCACCGGCCAUAUUUGGGACCUGCUCAUCCAUCCAUCAUUUUUUUGUUGGAAGAAAACUCAACUCAAACGAUAAUUAUAUUAUUGUGAGGUCAAAUCAACCCAUUAGGUAGGUAGCUUAGCUAGGAGAAGUGUACUAACUGAGUUGCGCUUUUGCGCGCACCCAAUGAAUGUAUAUUCAUCUUUCACUUUCUCUGUAGCAGCACAUCCAUCAUGUUUUUUGCUCCCAAAUCAAUGCACUUCUUUAAUGUGGUUAUGAAUACGUACAGCAUGUAUAGUACAUGCAAGCUGUUUGGUGCGGUGUGUGGGCCCAGUGGCGUAUCCCGGAAUUGUUGUGAAUGCC